AUGAGUCACUAAGGAGUACUGUCAACAAAAUAAUAAGAAGCAGCUUUCUUGAAAAUACUUAAAAAAUAAUGCAAUUUGACAUGCGCAGAUUGCUCUUCAAAAUCGCCUACUUGGGCAUCUCUAGAUUUUGGUGUUUUUGUGUGCUAUAAUUGCUCAGGUAUUACAAUAAAAUUUAUUCAUUUAGGAUAACAUAGAGCAUUAGGAUAAAAUAUAACUAGAGUCAGAUCAACAAAAUUAGAUUGUUGGACUUAAGAAAACGUUGAUAUGAUGGAUGCAUUGGGAAACGACUAGAAUGAGUAAGUUAAUUGUCAAUAAUAAUAGGUAUUGGGAAAGUAGAUUAUAAAAAAGUAAUAAGAUCCAACCUUCUGCCACUCCAGAAGAAAUUAAACUAUUUGUUUAAGAAAAGUAUGUCAAGAGAACUUGGGUAAAGUAGGGUUAGGCUGAUCCAAAAACACGAUAUACCUAAUGUCUAAUGAGUGGGGUACCUUUCAGAGUUGUAAAAACUAACACAUUUUUUAGUGAAAAUGGAACUCAAGGUUAAUAGGUAAAAGAUGAUAUGAAACAAUUUCAUUCUACGUAACAAUAAGGAAUUCAAAGGAAUAAUAGGUAAUUUAGUAUAGAUUCUAAAUAAACAUAAAAAGAAGCUAAUCUUAUUUCACCAGAUAAAGGGAAUCAAUUUGAUUGGAAUUCAUUUAAUCAUUUUUCUACUUUUUCUGGUUUCCCUAAUAAUCAUACAUAUUAAACUAAUUAAUUAGAAAUAUAACCUAAAAAAUAAUAAUAGAAUGAAGAUCAAUCUCCGAGUUUUAAACCAAAGAACAAUAACUUAAAUGAGUUUGAUUUACUAACCUAUUCAACAUUGGCAGAUAAUUAAUAAUUUAUGUCAUAUAAUCCAACACACUAAUCAACUUAAUAAUAAUAAAUUCAUUAAUAAUUUAAUACUCAUAAUCCAUAAUUAAAUGUAGAAACUUAAUAAUCAUGGUCAUAAGCAUAGAAACAGGCUUAAAUAUAAUCAUAAUAAUAAUAAAAUAAUUUAUAAGGUAAUAAAUCAUAGCAAAAUCAUUAAUUAUUAAACUUUGGAAAUAAUGUUUUCGGUUCUAAUAAUUAAUAAUUGGGAUGGAUAUAAUAAUAAUAACCAUAAUAAUAAUAACCAUAAUAAUAAUAACCAUAAUAAUAAUAACCAUAAUAAUAAUAAUAAUAAUAAUAAUAAUAAUAAUAAUAAUAAUAAUAAUAAUAACCAUAAUAAUAAUAAUAACCAUAAUAAUAAUAAUAUAAUUAAGCAAGUAGUAAACCUCCUUUACCUGGAAGAUAAAAUGGUUAAGUUAAUUAUCAAAAUAUGAAUUUCACUUAAUAAUAGUAAUAAUAAUAGUAGUAAUAAAUAAGUAAUUAAAUUAAUUAUUAGACUCAUACACUACCAUAAUAGCCUUAAUUAUAAUAAUAAUUAGCUAAUUAAUAAUAAUCAACAAAAUUUUAAUAAUAAUAAUAUCAUUAUAUGAAUCAAAACUAAUAAAAUUUUGGAUUUGACAAUCAAAUUAAUAAUAAUUUGUCAAACAAUAAUUAAUAAAUUUAUUAAGGAUUUGAUAAUAUAUCAUUCCCUAUAAAUUAAGGAAGUCAUAAUAAUAAUAUUAAUAAUAGUAACUAAUAAUAUCAUCAAUUUAAUACAACAAACUAAAAGUACUAAAAUAAUCCAUUUGUAAAAGAUGCAUAAGAUAUAAGGAACCUCUAUAAUACUCAAUAGCCUAGUAAGUACGAUUAGUUGAGAAACAAUCCAUUUGUUUGA
Messenger RNA from Paramecium pentaurelia, 1777 nucleotides. NCBI's taxonomy places the organism in Eukaryota, Ciliophora, Oligohymenophorea, Peniculida, Parameciidae. The record is from the annotation of a GenBank genome assembly.